UAGGCAAGGAAUUAAUAGGAAAAGAGGUUCAUUACAAAAAAAGAAGUUAGCAUCCUGACAUAAAUUCCCGCGCUUUUUUGUUAUAUAUUAUCAUCAACCACGAUGGGCAUACCAACAGAAUUUGAAACCUUAGAGCAACAGUUUUUGGAGCUAAUUAGCGAAUUUCGGACUCUAACCAUAUCCGAGAGUCGGCUGCGUGGGUCGCUUCGUACCGAGGCGACUCGAGCCGAGGCUGCGGAGGCGGCGAGGGCGGCGGCCGAGCGAGCUGCGGCGGAGGCCCGCAACGGAGCCGCCGCCGCCACUGCCGCCGUCACCAAGGCAACCACAGCCCUCGCCAGCACUCAGGAACAUCUCACAGGACUUAAGAUACAUCUGGAUCUUACGGAGAGGCAGCGAAAGCUCUUAGAAGAUCGCUGUGGCGAAAUGUCAGCGCAGAUUGUCACCUUAGAGAGACAAGUACAGCAACUGAAGCCAGUGCAGUCAGCCCACCUGACUCUUCAACGACAAUAUACAGAUCUGCAGGAGCGUAUUUGUCAAGCAACUGAAGAGGCUCGCAGAGAAUCUACCCGUCUUGAGAGCGAACUUAGAAGAGUCGAAAAAUGUGCAGCUGCUGGCUCAGAAAUUCGGGAGAGAGCGCGACUUGCCGCUGCAGCGCAUGCACGUGAGAGACGCCUUGCAGCCGCUGAACUCCAACAUACUAGCAAGGAACUACUCGCUGCUAAUGCGGAAAUAACCAAACUCAAAGCCACCGUUUCCGAAUUGCAACUGCAUAUAUCAGAACUAAGUAACAAAAGGUCCUUCAAUAUCACUGUUGAUCCUGAUGUUGAGGCCCUUGCUGAAACAAGAGCAGCCUUAGAAGCUGAGCGAGCUGGUGCAUCGAAGCUUGAAAAAGCGCUGGCAGCAGCUUUAGCAGAUAAUGCGAGCUUAGCUGCUCGCUUGCACGUUGUAGAUAAUACUGACGGAGUUGAAAAAACUUCAACCGCGGUUGAAUCUGCUUCUACUAAUAUUUGUCCUAUCGAUUCAUUUCUAGCUGAAUAACAGGUUUUCCUUUAUGAAUUUCGAUUGUUUUAUUAAAUGGUCGCUGUUUUGAAAUUAUAUG
Molecule: messenger RNA, 1099 nt
Organism: Helicoverpa zea (corn earworm)
Lineage: Eukaryota; Metazoa; Arthropoda; Insecta; Lepidoptera; Noctuidae
Exons: 5
Coding region: 103-1038 (311 amino acids)
Source: RefSeq, a predicted model, not a curated record